GAUUCUACUAUUCAAAAUAAGGGUGAGAAAUAAAUAAACACCCAGAAGAUGGAUCUCAAGGCUUCGUCUUCUCUCCUCUGUCUCGCCAUCUUAUUCGGUGUUUCUUCCAUUGUAUCAGCAGUUAACAUAACCCGAGCACUCGAGAAAUACCCUGAAUUCAGCACCAUGGUUGAGCUUUUCGGCAAGACCGAGCUCACCCCUAUUAUCAACAAACGUCAGACAAUCACCGUGCUAGCUCUCAGCAACGAUGCUAUCGGUUCCAUCUCUGGUAGACCUGAGGAGGAGCUCAAGAACGUUCUUAUGAAUCAUGUAGUUCUUGACUACUUUGAUGAGCUCAAGCUCAAGGCUCUAAAGGACAGGAGCACAUUGCUCACUACCCUUUACCAAUCUACCGGUUUGGGCCAGCAGCAAAACGGUUUCCUCAACUGCACCAAAACUAACGGAAAGAUUUACUUUGGGUCUGGUGUGAAAGGCGCUCCUCAAACCGCUGAAUACAUCACUACCGUGUUCCGCAACCCGUACAAUCUCUCUGUGAUCCAAAUCAGCAUGCCCAUUGUGGCUCCUGGACUCGGAUCUCCGGUUCAGGUUCCUCCACCACCACCCAUGACACCACCACCGUCUCCAUCUCCCAAGAAGGCUGCAGCCACUCCAGCUCCUGGACCAGCCGAGGAGGAGGAUUACGCAGAUUCUCCUCCUGGCGCAGCUCCAGAAACCGCACCUGCAUCAGCCCCAUCAGAAGAUGGUUCUCCUGCUCCGGCUCCAGGGAAUGCUGGUAAGAAGAAAAUGGCAGCAGCUGAUGAAGUUGAACCACCUACUUCUGCUUCUAACACAGGUUUGAGUUUUGGUGCCGUUCUCGUUCUCGGGUUGGUGGCUAGUUUUGCUGGGUUCUAAAAUGGGUUAAGAGUUAAGACAGAGCAGAGUCGAGGACAGUUACCUGAAUAUUGGAAUCGACCAUGGUGAUAUGAAGUGGAUCAAUACUUAACAAAUUCUACUCACAUUAAUAAACCUCAAAAUCAUUUAUCAUUAGGGAAUUAAAGUGUGAUGUUCAACAAUGUGAAAUUUUUACUGAGAUAUUGUAACCUAUGUGUGUUUAUCUUCAUUCAUCAAUUCAACGUGUUACAUUCGAACAA
This is a messenger RNA of Brassica rapa (field mustard), 1130 nucleotides long. Its product is annotated as fasciclin-like arabinogalactan protein 3. NCBI's taxonomy places the organism in Eukaryota, Viridiplantae, Streptophyta, Magnoliopsida, Brassicales, Brassicaceae. Gene Ontology annotation, cellular component: plasma membrane. The record is from RefSeq and is a predicted model, not a curated record.